AUGGCACCAUCAAUGAAUCCGCAUGCACCCGUGGAGGCGCUGAAGAUUCUUCCCAACAGAACACACCAGAACUGGCUCAAAGAUCGGGGUCUACGAAAGUUGAAUCUGGGGAUUGCAUUUAUAUUCGCCUCCUCAGCUGGCACGGGAUAUAACGGGAGUCUUAUGAAUGGUUUGCUGGUUUUACCUGAAUUUGACAUGAUCAUCGGCGGCUUGAAACCUAGCAUCGUCGGUCUCCUUAUCGCUGCCACCUCUCUGGGUGCAUUCUUCGCCUUUACUCCAGCCUCUUAUAUUGCAGAUACUCUGGGAAGGAAGUGGUGUGUUGGCUUUGGAUGCUGUUUGGUGAUUAUAUCCUCGAUUAUGCAAGGUUUUGUUCAGAAUCACUGGACCUUUUUCGGUUGUCGAGUUCUCGCUGGUGCUGGCGUGGGCGCUGCUCAAACUGCUGCACCGCUACUGGCGACCGAGAUUGCUCAUCCACGCCAGCGACAGACAGCUACGGCCUUGUACAACGCAUGCUGGUGUAUUGGAUCUAUUGCGUCGGCAGCGGUAUGUUUUGGAACAUUAUCCAUGACCACUAGCUGGUCAUGGCGAACUGCUUGCCUUCUUCAAGCAUGUUUCCCGGUAGCCCAGCUGGUGGGUCUGUUCAUUGUUCCUGAAAGCCCUCGCUGGUUGAUAUCGAAGGGGAGGAAUGACGAGGCUCUGGCAAUUCUCGCGAAAUAUCAUGCAAACGGCGACAAGCAUGAUGAAUUGGUUCAGCAUGAGUUCCAUCAAAUCUGCAAUACUAUCAACAUCGAGGCACUGGAGCCAAGAAGCUGGGGGUCGUUCUUCUCGUCCAAGGGCGAUGUACACCGUCUGGUAAUUUGUGUUAUGGUUGGUCUUAUGCAGGAAUGGGCUGGAAAUGGAAUUAUCUCCUACUAUCUAGCUCCAAUUCUGGCUUCUGUCGGGGUAACCCGUGCCGCAGACCAAGCAUCAGUUAACGUGGGCCUGCAAGUUUGGAACCUCUUCCUCUCUGCAGGGGGUGCUGUAGCCUCUGAGCGAUAUGGCCGACGCAUUCUUUGGCUUCUUGGAACAAUGAUCAUGCUUUUCUUCCUCUCCCUGAUGACAAUCGUGGCCGGGGUCUUCCAGGAAAAGCAUAUAGCCGCUGCAGGCUUAGCUGUGGUCCCCAUGAUUUUCCUCUUCUUCUCCGGGUUCAACCUCGCCUAUGCGCCAUUGUUCAUUGCCUAUCCUGCUGAAAUACUACCAUUCCCGCUUCGGGCGAAGGGCAUGGCUAUUACACUGUCAACGGAUGCGGUUGCGUGCUUUUUCAAUCAGUACGUCAAUCCGGUUGCAUUUUCUGCUAUACAGUGGAAGUACUACCUUGUCUAUGUGGGAUGCUUGACAUGGUUCUUGGUGACGGUCUAUUUCCUCUUCCCGGAGACGAAGGGAAGAUCUCUUGAGGAGGUUUCCAGGAUCUUUGAUCGCAAAGAAGUUCGAAGCGAGGAUUCUAGCGAUACCAAGACGGAGGCAUAA
Messenger RNA from Penicillium daleae, 1506 nucleotides. RefSeq lists its product as uncharacterized. The record is from RefSeq and is a predicted model, not a curated record. Gene Ontology annotation, molecular function: carbohydrate:proton symporter activity. Lineage: Eukaryota; Fungi; Ascomycota; Eurotiomycetes; Eurotiales; Aspergillaceae. Gene Ontology annotation, biological process: carbohydrate transport; transmembrane transport. Gene Ontology annotation, cellular component: membrane. The transcript has 3 exons. Bases 1 to 1506 code for a protein of 501 amino acids.